This is a messenger RNA of Priceomyces carsonii, 1194 nucleotides long. RefSeq names its product S8 family peptidase. The transcript has a single exon. The record is from RefSeq and is a predicted model, not a curated record. Gene Ontology annotation, biological process: proteolysis. NCBI's taxonomy places the organism in Eukaryota, Fungi, Ascomycota, Pichiomycetes, Serinales, Debaryomycetaceae. Bases 1 to 1194 code for a protein of 397 amino acids. Gene Ontology annotation, molecular function: serine-type endopeptidase activity.
AUGCAACUUUUGAACGCUGUGUAUUGCUUUUUGUUGUUAACACUCGUGUCUGCUAAUCGUUACUUGAUUUCAUUAAAGUCAACAGAGACCUUAGACUCAUUUUUCAAAUAUGACAUCAAUUACCCUCUGGGGCAGAGAGCAAAAGCCUUUGUCAGUGAUAUGUUCUCAAUUGGCAAUUUUUCUGGUUUCUCGGGAGACUUCUCUAAAAGUGUUAUGGAAAGAUUGAAAAAGUGUCCUAUGAUAGCUGAUAUUACCCCAGACAUCAAUGUAAAGGCAUAUGAAUUGGUGACACAAGAAGACGCACCCAGACAUCUUGCAAGGUUGUCUCAGAGAAAGAAACUAAUGGAAGAUUUCAAGUAUGUUUAUAAUUCCCUGUCGAGUGGUUUGGGUGUGAACGCCUAUGUCUUAGAUUCAGGUAUCGAAAUUACACAUCCUGAGUUUGAGAAAAGAGCAAAAAUAGGUAGAGAUUUUACUGAAGAAGGAUCGGGAGACAUUAAUGGGCACGGAACUCAUGUGGCUGGGAUCAUUGGUUCAAAGCUGUAUGGUGUUUCGAAAAAUGUGAACAUCAUUGAAAUUAAAGCUUUAGACCAAACAGGGGCUGGGUCCUUGAGUACCGUUAUUGCAGCCAUAGAAUUCGCUGUGAACCAUAGAAAAGACAGCGGUAAGCCGGGCGUUGCCAACCUCUCUUUAGGCGCAGUUAAAAACAAGGUCUUAAAUAUGGCAAUUGAAGCAGCAGUUGACACUGGGCUAGUGGUUGUUGUAGCAGCAGGAAAUUCUAAUGUCAAUGCCUGCAUGACUAGUCCUGCAAGUGCUGCCUCUGCUAUCACUGUUGGUGCGAUUGACGACCACUUUGAUAGUAUUUCAUCAUUCUCGAACUGGGGAGAAUGUGUAGAUAUAUUUGCUAGUGGCACUGCUGUGCAUAGCGUUAAUGCCCGUAACACCGAAAGAUCACAAGUACUCUCCGGAACGUCCAUGUCAGCUCCAAUAAUAUCUGGCUUGGCUGCAAAUUUGCUUAGUGAAGGCGUACCUCCAGCUUCAGUUAAGGACACUAUAAUCGAGCUUUCAACGAAAAAGAAGAUCCCAAGGUCUUCAUUAUUCUUUAAAAAAAGAACUCCAAACAGAAUUGCAUAUAAUGGAAUGGAGACUAUGCCUGACGAAGAAUCAGAUUCAGAGUCAGAUUCAGACGAAGAUUAG